AUAUUGGCUAGGAGAUACCUCUAACAGUAAAGAGUCUUUAAAUAUGAUAAAUAAAAUUGCUUUAAUAGAUCAGAAUAUUGCUUUCAUAGGUCAGGAUAUUGGUUUAACAGAUAGUGAAACAUUAGAUAAUAAUAUAUAUAAUUUUUUAUUUCUUCCUCAGUCUGAAAAUCUUCAGUUCCUUGUCAAGUAG
Scutellospora calospora is the source of this 190-nucleotide messenger RNA. The record is from the annotation of a GenBank genome assembly. NCBI's taxonomy places the organism in Eukaryota, Fungi, Glomeromycota, Glomeromycetes, Diversisporales, Gigasporaceae.